This is a messenger RNA of Euleptes europaea (tarantolino), 438 nucleotides long. RefSeq names its product cystatin F (gene CST7). The coding region runs from base 1 to 438 and encodes 145 amino acids. Lineage: Eukaryota; Metazoa; Chordata; Lepidosauria; Squamata; Sphaerodactylidae. The record is from RefSeq and is a predicted model, not a curated record. Gene Ontology annotation, molecular function: cysteine-type endopeptidase inhibitor activity. The transcript has 4 exons. Gene Ontology annotation, biological process: positive regulation of myelination; negative regulation of microglial cell activation; immune response. Gene Ontology annotation, cellular component: lysosome; late endosome; endoplasmic reticulum.
AUGUCCUUUGGCUGGAGUAUCAUCCUACUUUGCCCUCUUGUUCUAUUUGAUGUGGCCGGGACUUCCAGUGGUAGCUUUAGGCAACUACCCAGUUCAACAAUUAAGCCUGGAUUUCCUGUCCCCGUCAAGACCAGUGACCCAGGAGUACGGAAAGCAGCUAGGUAUGGUGUUUAUACAUACAACAACGUCUCCAACGACAUCUUUUUGUUCAAAGAAUCUUGCAUAAACAAAGCCAUGGUGCAGAUUGUGAGCGGGCUGAAGUAUAACCUUGAUGUCGAUAUUGGCCGGACGGUGUGCACCAAAAGGAAACAUCCCCGCUUGGACCGAUGUCACUUUCAGAAGCGCAAGAAAUUGAGACAAACAUUCAGAUGUUAUUUUGAAGUCUGGCUUACUCCUUGGCUGCAGAGGGUUGAGGUAUUAGUCUCCCAUUGCCAAUGA